AUGGCACAACUUACUGGCCCUGCCAAGCUUGAUGCAGUCCGGAAACUGUUCGAUCUUCUGGCCAAAGACCUUACAUCCGGCUCCCUCCAGCCUCGAGAACGCGAUGCCGCUCUUGAGGAGCUAAAGCUGUACGGCCGGGACCCCAACUAUGCAGACCCCAUCUUCACAAAGGAGGGUAUCGAGAUCCUCGCCAAGUUUGCUUUCGAUAGCUCCUCAGACACCACAUGCCGCAAUGCUCUCAAGGUUCUUUGCAAUACUCUAUUCAUCAAAGAACAAACCCGGCAGAUCCUCGUGGAUUUAGGGUACGAACCCAAGGCAUGCGACAGACUCAAGAACGACAGCCGGGAUGACGAGUUCCUAAUCUCCAGAGUGAUCCUCCUCUCCACCUACGGCACGAACCUCGGCCUUCCAAAACUGAUUGAGCAGCAUCAGUUGGCCGACUCCAUGGUAGCGCAUUUGUCGAGGCAUGCCAGCCGACUCUCUGCGCAGCCAUCCGUGACGGGCCCAGUGAACCCUAUGGAGGGGAUGGCUCUGGAUGAAACACUCAAGCUUCUCUUUAACGUCACCAAUUUCGCCAAGGAACACAUCAACUCCUUCGACGGGGCACUGCCACACGUCGCCUCUAUCCUCUCCGCCCUCCCCCUGCCCCAGGCCAAAGCACCACUUGAUCCCCCGUUCAGCCUCCUCAUUGCCCCCCUCCUCAACCUCGACCUCACCACCCCAACCGCCCAGGCCUCCCUCUACCCACCAGCAGAGCCCUCCCGCAUCGCGAGCCGUCUCCUCCAACUCCUCGAUCUGUCCAUGAAGAGCUACAACGACACCCAAAUCGAGGCCACCGUGACCCCGCUCCUCUGCGCGCUCUCCGUCCUCUACGAGCACGCCCCUACCGAAACCGACACCACCACCACCCCCCGCUCCACCAUCCGCACCACCCUCCUCCCCCGGGAAGAGGACCGCAAGACGGUGCUGGGCCGCGCCGACACGCUGGCGUCGCGGCUGCUGCGCAACUGGACCAACCCGCUGGCGCCGCAGUUCCGCAGCGCCGUGGCCCACUUCUACUUCGACCUGUCCGGCAAGGACGCCGUGCGCUUCAUCGAGAACGUCGGCUACGGCUACGCUUCGGGCUUCCUGUUUGAGAAUAAUAUCAGUAUCCCCGAGGGGGCGAUGCAGGGGCAGGGGCAGGUGCAGGGGGGUGGGGAGGGUGAUGAUGAUGAGGCUGGUGAGGGUGAGAGUGCCGCGGGGAGGCGGGCGGUGAACCCGAUUACGGGGCAGUUUUUGGAUGAGGAGCGGUUCCCUGACCUGCCGGAGAUGACGAUGGAGGAGAAGGAGAGGGAGGCGGAGAGGCUGUUUGUGCUGUUUGAGCGGCUGAGGCAGACGGGGGUGGUGUCGGUGGAGAACCCAGCCACGCCAGUGCGGAAGCGAGGCCGUCCUGCCCGUGCUGCGGGUACUUCUGCCAGCGCGCGGCUUGCCGCUAAGGCCGCUAGCAAGCCGACUCGCGGUCGACCCAAGAGCACUACUACCGCGGCAAAGCCCGCUAAGAAGGCCGGACGCCCCAAGAAGGAUGCCACCGACGAGGAGGCGCCCGCGGGAGAAUACGAGGUCGAGAGCAUCGCCGAUUCGGCCAUCGACGCCGACACCAUGGAGCACAUGUAUUUCGUCAAAUGGAAGAAUUACCCCGCGAGCGAGAACACGUGGGAACCCAAGAAGAACCUCAAGGGUUCUCUUGACCUCGUCCGCAAGUUUGACGCCGCCAAGAAGAAGGCCGAAGCGGCCGAGGCUGCGAAGAAGGCGACCGCUAAGAAAGCGACCGCUCCCGCUUCCGGCGAGAGGAAGACAAGGGGAGCAGCGAAGCCGAAGGCGGUAAAGGAGGUCAAGGCAGCCAAGAAAGCCCCUGGGCGGCCAGGACGGCCGAGGAGAACGCGGUCUUGA
Molecule: messenger RNA, 1929 nt
Organism: Chaetomium fimeti
Lineage: Eukaryota; Fungi; Ascomycota; Sordariomycetes; Sordariales; Chaetomiaceae
Product: guanine nucleotide exchange factor synembryn-domain-containing protein
Exons: 8
Coding region: 1-1929 (642 amino acids)
Biological process (GO): G protein-coupled receptor signaling pathway
Cellular component (GO): cytoplasm
Molecular function (GO): guanyl-nucleotide exchange factor activity; DNA binding; G-protein alpha-subunit binding
Source: RefSeq, a predicted model, not a curated record